AUGGCCGACCAUCACGAUGACGAGCUCGCCGCCACCAAGACGGAAGGCUUCAAGGUCGGAGAGAAGAAGACACUAGAGGAAUAUCAGAAGCUUGAUGCGGAUGACGAAGCGCUCAACCGAUGGAAGGCGUCUCUGGGUCUGAACACCGGCAACACAAUUGCAGACCCUAACGAUCCCAGAAAAUGCAUCAUCAAAUCCCUGGCCCUCGAGACUGAAGGACGCCCUGAUAUUGUUGUCGACCUUACGGGACCCGGUGCCCUCGACACGCUGAAGGACAAGCCCUUCACGAUCAAGGAGGGUGCCAAGUUCCGUAUCAAGGCCGUGUUCCAGGUCCAGCAUGAGGUCCUGAGCGGCCUGAAGUACCUUCAGGUCGUCAAGCGUAAGGGUAUCAGAGUGAGCAAGGAUGAAGAGAUGCUGGGAAGCUAUGCUCCAAACACUACCGACAAGCCCACUUAUGAGAAGAAAUUCAACGAAGAGGAAGCCCCUUCGGGCAUGAUUGCCCGAGGACACUACAACGCCAUCUCCAAGUUCGUGGACGACGACGACCACACACAUCUUAUGUUCGAGUGGUCUUUCGACAUUGCAAAGGACUGGUAG
This is a messenger RNA of Paecilomyces variotii, 597 nucleotides long. RefSeq names its product immunoglobulin E-set. Gene Ontology annotation, molecular function: protein binding; Rho GDP-dissociation inhibitor activity. Gene Ontology annotation, cellular component: cytoplasm; cytosol; membrane. The transcript has 4 exons. Lineage: Eukaryota; Fungi; Ascomycota; Eurotiomycetes; Eurotiales; Thermoascaceae. The coding region runs from base 1 to 597 and encodes 198 amino acids. The record is from RefSeq and is a predicted model, not a curated record. Gene Ontology annotation, biological process: Rho protein signal transduction.